GGAGAAAGGCAAUGAUUGUGCAGUUUGAUCGGAUCAAGAUAUGCUCGCCCUCAUUGAAUAUGUCAAGAAGGAGGGCAAGGAGGCAGGGGGGAAAGGGCACCAGUUCAAGCCUGCUUCCUGGACCAACCUCAUACCACAACUUGCAUUAACAACAAAGGCAGGUGCACCGAAGAAUGCUGCAAGCAUUGGACGUAAAUGGAAGAAUCUCAAGACCAAAUUCAAUCAUGUGUGGACCCUGACAACUUUAUCUGGUGUUGGGUUUGCUCCUCAAAACAAGAACCACAUUAACGAGACCAACAAGGCUAUCUGGGAUGCCUUGAUUGAAAAAAACCCUAAAAAGAACUAUCAACACUAUGCGGAAAAUGGGUGGGCCUUCUACGAGGGCAUGCAGGAUAUUAUGCCUAGUAAAGGCAAAGGUACACAUGCAUUCUAUGCUGGAGGGGAGGUUACUGGUAAUAUGGACAUCACAGAAGGGGAAGAAGGGGGAGAAGGGGGAGGGGAUGAAUUAGAUGGGCCUGAUGAUGAUGUAGACAAUAUUGAGAUGCAUAAAGGUACUAGUGAUCGUACCUUAGCCCGUGACCAAAC
Messenger RNA from Serpula lacrymans var. lacrymans S7.9, 585 nucleotides. RefSeq lists its product as uncharacterized. The annotation marks the transcript as partial. The transcript is spliced from 3 exons. The record is from RefSeq and is a predicted model, not a curated record. Lineage: Eukaryota; Fungi; Basidiomycota; Agaricomycetes; Boletales; Serpulaceae.